CAGAGGGCGCACCGGCAAAUUUUAGAAAGAUCGGAUUCGAACGAGUUUGCAGCUGUGUCGGCGUCUUGAGCUCUUGGAUGCGUGUCAUAUAAAUUGUUGUUUGGCUUUAUUUUAUCCCCAAAAAUCAUGGCAUCUAAAGAAAUGUCAGAAUGGAUUAAAUUCUUCACAAGUGCUGGAGUACCCGCUGGUGCAGCAACCACGUACGCAGUCACGUUUAUAGACAAUCGUAUACAGAAGACAAUGCUUCUUGAUAUAACAAAGGAAUACCUAAAGGAAAUGGGCAUAAAUGUUAUGGGAGAUAUCAUAGCCAUCCUUAAGUACUGUAAAACCUACCAUGCACAGUAUGAACGUGAGAAGCCAGCCAUAUCGGCAAUGCAAGUGGCGGCUGAUGGUAAAGUAGAAGUUAAACGGCAAACAACUGCUGGCAGUCGAAUGCUUGAACACUACAUGCGCAAACAGGGUGUAAUGGACGGACCCGAUACUAAGGUGAAGGUGUCUGCAGGAAUGGCGGCAAGGCUUGGGGCAGUACCAGCAGUAGGUGCUAAGAAGAAUUCUGUAACAAUGCCUCAAUCAGUUGAGGUGGUCCCCGUCAAGAAAGUCAGGCGAGUAACACCGGAACAGGAAGGCAAGUACAUCAUAAAUAUGCCGGAGGGGAGCACUCCAAGAACAAAGAAAAUCCUGGAGGAGCAACGAAUCAAAGCUGCCGCUGAUGGCCAAGGUAGGAAGACAGUGUUCGACAGACUAGGGGGUGGAAGCAAAGAUGACUCAACAGCCUUAAAAAAAAUAGGAAGUCCAGAUUCUGUUUUCUCAAGACUGGGUGGAAAGAAAAGGGUUCGAUCAUUGUCUGAUACUUCUGAUUCUAGUUCUAUUUGUGAGUAUGGGGGCGUUUUGAGAACGCCACCAAACAGCACCGGGAAGAUCACAGCCAGUAUUGGAAAGAGGACUAAAGUGGCAGUACUGUCUCCUACAACAUCCAGUGUCUCCCAACGUCUAGGUGCCAAGGUUACCCCCAAGAAGAUCCAAGCACCAGUCUCAUCCACCUCUAGCACUUCAAAGAUGGAUCAAGUCAACUUGAAAAUGAGCAUUAAGGAUCGGUUAGGGCAACAGAAACCAGAGGUAUCCAGCACAAGUCAAAUUUCCGUACCAGCAAGAGCUCAAAUCAGAAAAACUAAUACAGUUCUCAAAAAGACCAUCAUCAGUACAGAUAAGUCUGGUGUAAAGGGUAGGCUUGGUAAUAAAGAAAGUUUAGGUAUCAAAAAAGGUGGAGGAGUGGUCAAGAGGCUUGGAACACAAUUGAAACAAACAGUGACCGUUCGAAUCCCGAAAGAGAAAGACAGCCUAGGCCAGUCUGUAGGGAUGUUUGCACGCCUGGGAGCACAAGGAACUUCUGCUGCUAGCCCAAGCAUCAAAGAAAGACUCGGACUUCAGAAAGCUGAGGCAAGCUCAACUACUCCAUCAAUUACCAUCAUGGUCAACAAGAAAAAGGCAAGCUUACAAUCAGCAAAAUUAAAUAUGAAGAAAAAAUCCAGCUUAAAUAUUACAAGGACAGUGUCAAAUUCUGGUGGUUCUUCAAAUGUAUUUAGCAGACUAGGGACAGCCGAGUAGCAUUUUGGUAAUUCCAGUAACUAUAGAAUUCAUAAUUUAUGGUCUCAAUAAUCUGUGUAGCUGGGGUAGAUUGCAAUAUUGAACGUCUAUGAAUGACAAUCGUAACGCUACAAUACACGAGUCUAUAAAACAUUGUUUUUCCACGAUCUAUUUGUAGGAAUCUGUUUGUAGGAGGCUGUUUUUGUUUGAUAGUGCCAUUUUCAGCCAUCUAGAGAUGACGACAUAGCCGUAAAAUUGUGUACCAUGGUGAGGUUGUUAAAGGUCCUGGACCCCUCUAUUUAUAAUUCCUGAUUUCACCACUUAUAAUCCACCAGUCAAGACUUCUGUUCAAUACCAUUUUUCAGCACCCCACCUGUCUUAUUAAAAUCGUCAAAACAAAUUAGUAUUUCUUCAAAGUUUGAUACAUUGUCCUUAUUUACUGUUCAUUUUAGUUAUCAAGGAAUGUUUUACCCCAGAUUUUACCAAUGCUGAACGAUUUUCCUAGUCUAGUAUUUUUGUUUUAAUUUUUUGAUAUACUAUACUUACUAUACCUGUACUGUACUAGCAUCUUAUUUUUGAACAGCUGUACAUUGAAUAGAGCUUGGUUUUAUAAGCAUAUGUGUGUGUUGUAGGUGCGUGUGGAUGUUUGUUUUGAGUAAGGUGAGCCAAAAAUAAUACAUUUCAUGUAUUAAAUAUAUUAAUUCAAAUUGCUUGAAAUUAUAGAUCAUUCUGAUUAAUCAUUUUUAAUUUAUCAUUAUAUCAAUAAACACAUGUCAAGAAGCAAUUUAAAAAUAGGAAAUAUAUACAGUAGGAAUGUUUAUGAAGGGUUAGUAAUGCCAAUGAGUCACUCACACCACAUACACUCUAUAUCUAAUGCAGGAAAUUAGAAAGUAUACAACAAUGAUGUUAAUAUAUCCACAUACUGUUGCUAUUAAACACACAUGGAUUAUUUAAAGCUUUAUUAAGAGCUGACUAUAUAAGAUUGUCUGCUUCUGUAUUUGCAUAUUUAAAUACUAAAAAUGUGAUGAGUGUUAAAGGUUAAGUACAGUAAUGAAGAUUUUAAAACUUCUGUAAAUGGAAUUAAAUGCUCAUUAAAAUUCUGUAAAUUUGUAAAU
This is a messenger RNA of Anneissia japonica, 2699 nucleotides long. RefSeq lists its product as uncharacterized. NCBI's taxonomy places the organism in Eukaryota, Metazoa, Echinodermata, Crinoidea, Comatulida, Comatulidae. The record is from RefSeq and is a predicted model, not a curated record. Gene Ontology annotation, cellular component: nucleus. Bases 127 to 1605 code for a protein of 492 amino acids. Gene Ontology annotation, molecular function: protein binding. The transcript is spliced from 7 exons.